Molecule: messenger RNA, 336 nt
Organism: Durotheca rogersii
Lineage: Eukaryota; Fungi; Ascomycota; Sordariomycetes; Xylariales; Xylariaceae
Exons: 1
Coding region: 1-336 (111 amino acids)
Source: RefSeq, a predicted model, not a curated record
AUGUCUCAGCAAAAGCUCCGCGACUUUCUGGUUCAGAUCCCGGACAGGCCAGGAGUGCUGGCGACGCGUGUCGGAAACGUGCCGGCGCACAUGGAGCGGCUAAAGGGACUGAUCGAGGCCGGGACGAUAGUGAUGUCGGGGCCGACGCUGGCGGCGCACCCAGCUGACGGCGAGCAGGGACUCCCCAUCAACGGCAGUGCGCUACUGAUUCGCGCUACCUCCGAGGCCGAGGUGCGCACCGUUCUCGCUGGCGACGUCUACGCCCGUCUUGGCGUUUGGGACCUCGAGCGCGCUACCGUCACUCCGUAUUUAUGCGCUGUCAGAAAGCCCCUGUGA